AUUAUAACAAAAUGCAAAUGGCUGGCGCACCAGACGUAAUGGUUUAUUAGGAAUGUUUAUUGUUUCCGGGCGUAUGUUCACUGUUCGUGAGUGUGAAUUUGGUUGGUGCCGUAUCGUUCGUACAAUCUUGUACAUUCGUCUGUCGUGAUCGUUCGAACAUAGUACGACGUGGUGUGCGCGAGUUUUGAUGUAAAAAUGUGUUGACACACUUAGGAGCUACCGUGGUCGUGUCGACAGCGUAUCAUGACAAAGGAUUGCAUCGGUAUCCAGUGCGCCGCCGACACCUGUGAACCCGGCCGUCUUAUAAUGUCCAGGGUAUUAUCGUAAGUUGACAUGUUACAUUUAAGUACACGGCCGAGUUAGUGUUUUUUUAAAAAUAAAACCUAAAUCAACAGCAUUAUAAUAAUGAAAGGAGUCUGUAUCUGAUAUCACGCAAAUGCGACCAGUCAUGCUACAGGUAUUGCUUGCUGCAAUGCUUUGGCUCCUGGUGUCUGACAGCAAUGCACAAAUGUUCGAUCAUGACAUGAGUGUAUUAGACAGACGGGUGUUAACCGAUGGUGUAGACUAUGAGCUGUUCAAUAAGACGCUAGCGUCAAAGCCAGGAUCGGGCUCUCGUGCUUCACGGACAAAUUCGUCUCAGCAACAGCAGCACGUGACUAGUCCAACUAAUCGUCUAAUACCUGCAUAUAAUCCUCCAGAUCGAAACACUUUUACGCCACCCCUACCCCCAGAGCGGUUCAACCCAUUUGCUGAUAAACCUACACUUAGGGGUAGUAAUUCAGAAAAGCCAUUGCAAACUAGGCGGCCAGGAAUUGUGCAGGCAAAAUUUGAGAAAGAAUUUAUACCUAUCAGACCUGUAGAUGUUCCAGUAGCAGAUACAAAAAAGAAGACAAUUAAUACACCUAGUUUAAAUAAGUUAAGAGUGCCAGAAUCUACUUAUUCUGAACCAACUAGUACUACAGCAGUCAAUGGAUUCAAAGGCCUUAAUGAUACUUAUAGUAUUGUGGUACAGCAAGUACAAAACUUGUCAACCCCAAAUGUUUUUAGAAUAUUGUUUGAUGAUACAGGCAAGAAAAUGGAUGGAUUAUUAGGAAACGAUAAACCAAAUUUUGACCAGGAUCUUAAACCAUCUCGAACUGUAAAACAAGAAGUUCCCAAGCCCACACAACGAACUGUUCAGCCAAUCGAAACCACAUCUUCAUCACAAGUAUAUGAAACGACAUCUGAAGAAACAACUGAAAAUGAACCUUCAAUAUUUAAGGAGCAACAAGUAACAGAGUCAAAAAAUGAUGUUGAUAUACCUGAAUCACAUCCAGAAAUUGUAUCUAUGCCAGAUCAUCCUGAACCAAGAGCCAGGUAUAUUCUUGGAGUUUUUUGGGAUGUUCAUGUUUAUUUAAUUGCUAUACUUUUCCUAAUAUUGGUAUUUUGUUCAAUGGUUAGUAUAGCAAGGAUAAGAGCAUUUAAAAAAUUAUUAACAUGUGGUUACUUUGUAACUAUACAUGGUUUAUUAAUAAUCAUAGGCUGUGUAAGGAGUGCUUAUUUGUUAUAUGAUCCAUAUAACGUAAACGGAACAUUAUCUAUUCAAGUGUCUGGGUUGGCUUUAAACAUAGUAUUCCCACUCUUGUUGACUGUAUACUCAGUUUUAUUUUUGUUUCUGUUGCGAGCCACUGAUGUAAAAACAAUUUUUUAUAAUUUACAAAAAUCAUCAUUAUUAGCAAUAUUUAUUUGUUGCUAUAUGGCAUUUUGUAUUAUUGUAUUGUUUUAUUCAGAAGCUCAUAUACUUUCAUUAGUAUCAAAAUGUAUCUACAUUCUAUUAUGUGUGAUACUUGGAGUGACCUAUGUAUGUUUAUAUAGAUCUAUGACUAAUGCUUCCUUAAGAAAACAAGGAACUAUAUUUGGAGCUAGCUUCCAUGAACAUCGCCCUACUUUGGCUCAUUCUGUACGUGUGACAUUGGCCACUAGUAUGCUGAGUCUUCUUAUGGCAUCAGUUCAAUUAUAUGGUAUGGUUGGUGUCUAUGAAAUGCUGGGUAAAGAUCAGCCAAACCCAUGGUUAUGGUGGGGUUAUCAGUUCUCUGUACGUGUGAUUGAGAUAUCAUCAUGUUUUUUGAUAUUUUGGGCAUCCAUACAGCCACUAAGAUAUACUAGCGAAAAAGAAGCUCAAAAUCAAUCCGGCUUAACAUUGUUUCCAUGUCGUGGUACUGUUUCCCGGAGUGAUCCACCAUCAGAUGACAUUUAUCCAGCCAUCUGCAGUGCCAAUCAAGCUGUACACAAUUAUACAUUACGUACGGGUAAACACAUAUAUGAUGACACAUACUCAAUGGGUGGUCCUCCAUUAGCUAACCAUCAGUUAUUUGCGCACACUACUGAAAGGAGAUCAUUAAAACGAAUGGAUGAUGACUCUAGAAGUAUGUACGCGUAUGCAGAAAGAGCAGCCAUACAGCCUUCACCGUCCAUGUUAGUUGCUGAAAAUGGAUUUGUUAGGUUUAGAUCACUAGCUGAUGAACGUAAUUCAGAAGAUCAGAUGUAUCCGAUCAAAAUUCAUCAUCACAGGGAUAACUGUUGUACUUAAUAAAUAGACCCUAAAUAAGUUGACUAUUCUUUUUUAUUUUUUUAUUUUUGUACAUAGAAUAUUUAUGUAAUUUUUUCUGUUUAAAUUUAAUGUGUUCCUUUAGCUUAAACAACAUUCCAUUAUAUAACAUUUUCGUUUCUUAUUACCUAUGAUUUUUUUUUUUCAAAGACUGCUUUAUUUCUUAGGGGCCAAGAAUAGUAUCAG
This is a messenger RNA of Melanaphis sacchari, 2773 nucleotides long. RefSeq lists its product as uncharacterized. The record is from RefSeq and is a predicted model, not a curated record. The transcript has a single exon. The coding region runs from base 437 to 2569 and encodes 710 amino acids. Lineage: Eukaryota; Metazoa; Arthropoda; Insecta; Hemiptera; Aphididae.